UAUAUCGGGAACAGAGUCUGCUGACCUAGAAAUAGUGGCCGCGGGCCCUCCACCCCUAUUUAAGAGUCCGUCUCAUUCACUUUUUCCUUACACAUAGUUUGUCUAUCUUGGGAAUAGCAGGGAUUCACUAGUUCUUCGAAUUGUCAAGUAGCUGACAACUAAACUCGCCUUACCAUGCCAAACCAAGAUCACCAAAGGCGAUUCACCCUCUUCACUUUCUCUCUUCUAGUACUAACAGGAUUAGUAAUCCAACAAGCUGAGGCUGGCAUAGGAGGAUUACUUGGCCUUGGUAACAAAGGACUUGGCAGCAAAAAGACCUCAGAGAUGUUGGUAGCAGCCUCUAUCUUAGCUUCCUUAAUUACCAAACACAAAGAAUCACAGAACCAAAGUAAACAAAGAGCUCCCAUGAUGCCUAUGCCAAUGCCACCAUACGGAGGUUACGCUGCUGCUAGCUCACCAUAUGGAUCCUAUGGUGCAGUGGGAUACGGUGGUGGUUUAGGAUCAUCCCUUUACGGAGGAUACCCAGGUCUAGCGUCUGCCUAUGGUGGAUUUGCAAGUCCAGUUGGAGGAGCCGCGUAUGGUGGAGGAGCAUAUGGUGGAGCAUAUGGUGGAUAUUAAAUGAAAAAUGUAGAUUUAUUCAAAGUAUUAUUAAUUAAUGUUCCCUAGUCUGCUGGCAUGGUGAAAUAAGGGAUUGGCAUCGAUUUGAAAACUCUGAAAAUGUAAAAAAAAAGUCAACGUAACACUCCACUUUUUUUAAAGUUCUUAGAAAGUGGAUUUAUUAGUAACAUGUGAAACUAAAUUUGCAGUUUUUGAUAUGCUUGUUUUUGCAAUCGAAGGGUAGAUAAUUAAGUAACUUUCAUAAUUUAUUUGAAACUUUUAAUGAUGUCUUCAAUUUAAAUUUUAAGGGGAUUUUUGAUUGGAUACUUCAUAAAUUUUAUUCUAAAACUGAAUCACUAUUUUUAGUGUAUAGAUAGAAAAUUGAUUAAGUAGCUUAACCCACAUACGCUAUUGUUUAAAUGUAAUCAAUUCUUAAUUGAGGUUUCGAAUGAAUCACAUGACUGACCAGUGACAAAAAAUAUUAGAGCCGUGCACUUUGUGUAUCUUUCAGUAGUUUUCUGAAGAUGGCAUUCCUACAGUAGCCAAAAAGGCGCUCCCCUUGUAAAUAAACCCAAAGAACAUUUCACAAAAUAUAUCUCAUUUUCAAAGGUAUACAUUAUAUACUAUAUUCGUAUAUCGGAUGACGUUUGAUAAAAGGUCGAAAUCCAACAUAUAGCUGUGCAUACUAUGUAAGAAUCGGCCGUCAACCGUUUUUAAUCAUUCGAUAUGUCUCUUUUUCUAUGUAAACAUGUAAUAAGAUGUAUUUUUUAUAUCCGUAAUAAAAAUGUACGAAAUUUUAA
This is a messenger RNA of Parasteatoda tepidariorum (common house spider), 1397 nucleotides long. RefSeq lists its product as uncharacterized. NCBI's taxonomy places the organism in Eukaryota, Metazoa, Arthropoda, Arachnida, Araneae, Theridiidae. The record is from RefSeq and is a predicted model, not a curated record.